AUGUCGUCGGUCAAAGCCACAAAGAAGAGCGCAUUCUCUUGUGAGCCGUGCCGUAGACGCAAGGUCAAAUGCGGCGGCGAGCAACCGAUUUGCAAUCGCUGUGCUGCUAGAAGCGAUGACUGUAUUUACAAACUGAACCCGACUCUGUCUUACACCCAGCGCCUUGAGGAACGCAUUAAAGAAUUGGAAGACCAACUCGCUGCUAUCAAAUCUCCUCCAUCAGUGGCCGCCUCAAAUCAUUCGAGUCCUGGCGUCUGGAACGGCCAUGACUCGAAUCGCCAUACAGACGAGCAUGCAAUGACGAGGAGCUUCAUGGGUCUCAAGAUCGAUGACAAGGGUGGCAUUACUUACCAUGGACCGACCAGUCUCUUCAACCUUCCCAGUGACCCUCACAAGCAUAAGCCAGACUCGAUAUCAUCCAUUGACUCGGAUGCUCAUAGAAGAGAGCGUUUGGUUAACAAUGCAUGGCAUCAGCGAGCGAUGGAAAACCUGUCUGAUAUCCCAGAACCGUUUCAAUACCUUCUGAAUGUGCAUUGGUGCUGGAUCCAGCCUCUUUUUAACUUUAUCUACAGGCCUGCAUUCACUCGUGACAUGCAAUCCAUGGGGCCGUACUAUUCUCACACUCUUCUGAAUGCAAUGCUCUCACAUUCCAUCCGCUGGGGUAAAAGUGAUCCCUCCACCAAACAACUGCUGGAUCAGUCUUAUGAUGGAGGAGCUGUUUUUGCAAAACACGCCCGAAGCAUGCUUUUCGACGAAUUAAGAGAAUGUGGUCAUGGCAACACGACACAGGCCUGGAUUUACAGUGGCAUAGCGUUCCGUCUCAUUGAUCAUUUGGGUAUUUGCGUUGAUGGACAGAGAUAUCCAGGGUCAGUCCAUUUGACUGAUGAAGAGGUCGAAAUUCGACAUCGACUUUACUGGAGUUGCUAUUUCUGGGAUAAGAUUAUCAGCCUAUACCUCGGUCGCUCGCCUUCACUGCAACAUACGCAGGUGUCACCGCCUCAGAUUAUCAUGGACGACUCGGCCGAGAAUGAGCUCUGGGUCCCCUUUGACUCACCUCAUGGAUCAGAUUGGAAGUACCCUCCUGCGACAGCUCACUCAACUUCCUGUUUCAUGAGUGCUUGUCGAUUAUCAGUCAUCUUCAAUGAGAUUCUCAUUCACAUGUAUGAUCCAUUACUGGAGAAUACCGAGGCAGAGAUGCAAGAGUGUCUACAGACACAAGAUCCUGCCAUGAGACUAUGGUGGGAACAACUCCCUCCACAUCUCAAGAUCGAGCUCUCCGCCAUGCCUGAGCUGGCACCUCCAUCACACAUUGUCACCAUGAAUGUGUAUAUCGCGGCCACAAUUUUCCUUUUGCAGGUUCAAGCUACACCUGAGGACCAACAAGCAGUUCGCAAGCUGAGCUUCUGCGUACGAGCCUUGCAUCAGGCCAAAACUGUUAAUCCAGUCAUCUCAAGUGCUUUGGAUUUGAUCACCCGAGAGAUGGCGAAUCUUGGGCUUGAUCCAGGAUUCAGUACACCACAACAACAGCCUCCUCCGCCGAUGCCUCAGCCUAUGCCAGAUGUUCCGAUGCCUACAGACAUACCGAUUACCGAGACUAUUUACCCAGCUUCAUUUGAUAUACCCGCACAGCAAUCGCCUUACGAGCCGGAGCAGCUGUUCCAGACACCGUGGGCCGACGAUAUGAAUCCGAAUGCAAUGGCCGUUGACCGAGGAGUUUUCGAGGCUUUAUCCUCAUUUGAGCCACUGAGUGUACGGGUGGGCGCUAUCUAUGAGUCAGGAAACAACCCUCAGAAUUUUGGUUGA
Messenger RNA from Fusarium subglutinans, 1803 nucleotides. RefSeq names its product nitrogen assimilation transcription factor nit-4. The coding region runs from base 1 to 1803 and encodes 600 amino acids. NCBI's taxonomy places the organism in Eukaryota, Fungi, Ascomycota, Sordariomycetes, Hypocreales, Nectriaceae. Gene Ontology annotation, molecular function: DNA binding; zinc ion binding; DNA-binding transcription factor activity, RNA polymerase II-specific. Gene Ontology annotation, biological process: regulation of DNA-templated transcription; DNA-templated transcription. The record is from RefSeq and is a predicted model, not a curated record. The transcript is spliced from 9 exons.